AUGAUGCAAAGCUCAGCACUCACUACAGAAGGGUCUGUCAAGGGGCUUCCAGAAAUUCUUGGUGUGCCAAUGCAACAGAUCCCCCAGUGUGCCGGCUGCAACCAACACAUCCUGGAUAAGUUCAUCCUGAAAGUCCUUGACCGGCACUGGCACGGCUCUUGCCUCAAGUGCGCAGAUUGCCAAAUGCAGCUGGCAGACCGCUGCUUUUCCAGAGCUGGGAGCGUCUAUUGCAAAGAAGACUUCUUCAAACGUUUUGGUACAAAAUGCACAGCGUGCCAGCAGGGAAUCCCGCCCACGCAGGUAGUCAGGAAAGCCCAGGACUUCGUUUAUCACCUGCAUUGCUUUGCCUGCAUUAUCUGCAACCGCCAACUGGCCACAGGUGAUGAGUUCUACCUCAUGGAAGAUGGGCGCCUGGUGUGCAAGGAGGACUAUGAGACGGCCAAGCAGAACGAUGAUUCAGAAGCUGGAGCUAAGAGGCCCCGAACCACCAUCACAGCCAAACAGUUGGAAACAUUAAAAAAUGCCUAUAAAAACUCCCCUAAACCAGCCAGGCAUGUGCGGGAGCAGCUGUCCUCUGAGACUGGACUGGACAUGCGGGUUGUACAGGUCUGGUUUCAAAACAGAAGGGCAAAAGAAAAACGUCUGAAGAAAGAUGCUGGACGGCACCGCUGGGGCCAGUUCUACAAGAGUGUAAAGAGGAAUCGAGGAGGAAGCAAACACGAAAAAGAGAGCUCUGCAGAGGACUGUGGGGUUAGUGAUAGUGAGCUGAGCUUCAGAGAAGACCAAAUCCUCUCAGAGCUUGGCCACAACAAUAGAAUUUACAGCAAUGCUAGCGAGGUGGCUGGUGGACAGCUGAUGAAUGGUACUUUUUCAAUGGAUGGGACAGGACAAUCCUAUCAGGACUUGAGGGAUGGAAGCCCUUAUGGAAUCCCACAGUCUCCAGCCUCUAUAUCGUCCCUUCCAUCACAUACUCCAUUGCUAAACGGUCUGGAUUACACAAUGGACAAUAAUUUAGGAAUAAUAGCACAUGGAGGGCAGGGGGUGAGCCAGACUCUCAGAGCUAUGGCUGGGGGCCCAACCUCUGAUAUUUCUACUGGAAGCAGCGUUGGUUAUCCAGACUUUCCAACAAGUCCUGCCUCUUGGCUUGAUGAAAUGGAUCAUCCUCCUUUUUAA
Molecule: messenger RNA, 1173 nt
Organism: Elgaria multicarinata webbii
Lineage: Eukaryota; Metazoa; Chordata; Lepidosauria; Squamata; Anguidae
Gene: LHX4
Product: LIM homeobox 4
Exons: 6
Coding region: 1-1173 (390 amino acids)
Biological process (GO): regulation of transcription by RNA polymerase II; neuron differentiation
Cellular component (GO): nucleus
Molecular function (GO): DNA-binding transcription factor activity, RNA polymerase II-specific; zinc ion binding; RNA polymerase II transcription regulatory region sequence-specific DNA binding
Source: RefSeq, a predicted model, not a curated record